GAUAACACCAUAAAAAUGAAGAACAGGUUCGCAGAAGACGUAGAAACUCACGCGGUGCAUACCAUGGAAGACAAGGACAUGAAGACUUACCGUCAAAAGAUGCUAGGAGAUAAACAACAGCACGGCUUGGAAAUGCACCUGCUGGAGAAUGAAAGACGUAUCGCGUGGAACUCUGACAGGGGCGAACAGAGUAACCUGUUGCCUCGUCUAGAGAACAUAAACAAACGCAUUCUGGACAUAAACAACAAGGAGAAUUUGAGACAACAGGUGCAACCGACGACACCCUUACAAAAAGGAUACCUACGCACGACGUCUUCAAAGAAAUCGAAGGAAAGGGAGAAAAAUGCAGCCAUAGGUAUAAUAUACCCAGACGUGUAUCAAGACCCCCACGGCGUUACUCAAAAGCAAGGAAGUAUAAAACUCGAUUCUAAGACCAAGCCGUUUAAGAGUCGAGCAACCUCCUUACCGGAGCAUCCCUUCAUACAACGGACUUUGUACCAUAUUCCUGUGAAAUGUGAAGGAAACAGUGAUUUAGAACCCACAAAGGACAAUGUCAUUUCACUGCACAAGUUGCCGUCGAAGAAUAAAAAGAAGCACGAUCACAAACGUCAUUCAAAAUCCACUAACGAAGAAAACAACAAGGAGCGGGUCAAACCCAGACUGGUACGCCGACCAAGGAUGGACGCGAAAGUUCUCGCAUCUCUCUUGAACGUGGACGAAUCUUCUGUUGAAAAGCAGGAUCAGGUUUUCCAGAGAGCGAGACUAAAAGCUGGUGCGGCUCUCAGAGUAGUACUUGCAGGCGACACUCAAGAAAAUGCCGAUGGGAACGAACAGAAAAAGAAAACAAAGAAGAAGACUUCGGCUAAGAUCCAGCGCAGAACAAGCGUGGCGUCCACGAAUCUUUCGACUGACUUGUUAAAAGUUGGCUUCCCUGCUUUGAAUGCUGGAGAACAAACGUGGCGUAACACCUACCUGUCACCGGCCAGCUCCAGUGCUAACUCUCGGGCCAGGAGAAGCUCCCUGCCGUCUCUGUCCACCACAAACUACGGUUCGUUUAUGUCGCCAGGUUCAACUGCAACAUCGCCAACGAGAAGGGCGAGCAUUGGGUCGACAAAAUUUACAACUUCGUCUUUGGACAAGCUCGAAAAUGUGAUCGAAGAAAACGAAGAAAACUCGGAACGAGACGACACCAUUAGCAACUUGAUACAAAGUGUUCUGCCGUUAUCACGACGGAAGAAGCAACUAUAUGGGCAGCAGUAGGGCGUAGGGAAAAUGUUGUGUUUAAGAUUACACAAGUCCUACAAAAAGUAGUGUCAGUAGGUUGGGAUCCUCUUUUUUGUUUAUAAAAUUAAAUGGAACAUAA
Branchiostoma floridae (Florida lancelet) is the source of this 1363-nucleotide messenger RNA. RefSeq lists its product as uncharacterized. The transcript is spliced from 2 exons. NCBI's taxonomy places the organism in Eukaryota, Metazoa, Chordata, Leptocardii, Amphioxiformes, Branchiostomatidae. The coding region runs from base 16 to 1260 and encodes 414 amino acids. The record is from RefSeq and is a predicted model, not a curated record.